GACCGGUCCCGGAGCCUCGGGGGCGGCGGGGCCCAGGCGCCAUGACUUAGCCGCCCCCGGCGGGGCUCUUCGUCUUGGCUCCCCUCUCCCCGUCCGCUCCGCCCCCCCGGGCUGCGGUGUCUGCCGCCCGGCGAGGCUGAGCUCAGGCCGUGCCUUCAGGCCGCUUGGUGGAUGAGCCGCUGGGGCGGUUGGCAGGACCGGCCCCGGCUCCGGCUCCGGCCCCCUUGUCCCGGGCCUCUCCGCCCUCGCCUCCUCCUCCCGGGCCGCCCAUGGCCGGGCACCGCCGCUGCCCGUCCUGCUCCUGCUCGUCCUGCUCGUCCUGCUCGUCCUGCCGGUCCUGCCGGUCCUGCCGGUCCUGCUGCCGCCGGCGGCUCCGCUGAGCGGGCUGCGGGUCCCCGCCGGGCGCCGAGGCCGGUGAGCGGCCCUCCCCGGGGCCGGGGCCGGGGCUUGGUGGCGGGCGGGAGCCGGCCAAGAUGGGGAACACUACCUCUUGCUGCGUGUCGUCCAGCCCCAAGAUCAGGAGGAACGCCCACUCCAGGCUCGAGUCCUACCGGCCCGAGGCCGAGCUCAGCCGCGAAGACACCGGCUGCAACCUGCAGCACAUCAGCGACCGAGAGAACAUCGACGAUUUGAACAUGGAGUUCAAUCCUUCAGACCAUCCCCGGGCCAGUACGAUAUUCCUCAGUAAAUCACAGACAGAUGUGAGAGAAAAACGCAAGAGUCUCUAUAUUAACCACCAUCCGCCGGGACAAAUAAGAAGGAAGUACAGUUCCUGCUCCACUAUUUUCCUAGAUGAUAGCACAGUCAGUCAACCGAACCUCAAGUAUACAAUUAAAUGUGUAGCUCUUGCAAUAUAUUACCACAUCAAAAACAGGGACACAGAUGGAAGGAUGCUCUUAGAUAUUUUUGAUGAAAACCUUCAUCCCCUUUCGAAAUCCGAAGUGCCACCCGACUAUGACAGACACGACCCAGAGCAGAAACAGAUUUACCGGUUUGUUCGAACAUUGUUCAGCGCUGCUCAGCUGACUGCCGAAUGUGCCAUUGUCACCUUGGUAUAUCUUGAAAGGCUUUUAACUUAUGCAGAGAUAGAUAUCUGUCCAGCAAACUGGAAACGAAUUGUACUUGGUGCGAUUCUGUUGGCAUCGAAAGUUUGGGACGACCAGGCGGUAUGGAAUGUGGAUUACUGCCAGAUCCUGAAAGAUAUCACAGUAGAAGACAUGAACGAACUGGAGCGGCAGUUUCUCGAAUUGCUGCAGUUCAACAUCAAUGUUCCUUCCAGUGUUUAUGCCAAGUAUUAUUUCGAUCUGCGUUCCCUGGCAGAAGCUAAUAACUUGAGUUUUCCCUUGGAGCCCCUCAGCAGGGAAAGGGCCCAUAAGCUCGAGGCCAUCUCUCGUCUUUGUGAAGAUAAGUAUAAGGACUUCAGAAAAUCUGCAAGGAAACGGUCAGCUAGUGCUGACAAUCUGACUGUGAUUCGGUGGUCUCCAGCCAUCAUCUCCUAACAGCAGCAUGUAAGAUAUUCUUACAGAACAACUGUUUUCAUCCAUCCACUUUCUCUCUUGGUUUGGGGGGAAAAAAAUGAGACUCUCGGUUUUGGGUUUUUUAUUUUGUAUUCUUAGCUCCGUCAAGCUGCCUUCACACUGCCUCCCAGCGUGUGGCACACAGAAAGCAACAUUUUAAUGGAAAGAGAAGUCAGUAUUGUGGAAAUCAUAAUCCCAGGCAUUUUUUCCCAGCGUCACUACCAGCAUUCCUUUGGUGAGGAAACGGUGACUCUCACGCUGGAGGAAGAAAGAAGGAAAGGGAAAGAGAAUGGUGUAGCGGCAGAAAGAAUGAUUGAAGCGACUCUGCCAUUUUUUUCAGACACUGUGCUCUUGGAGAGAUAAUCUGACCUGAAAACAAAAUAGAAGAGAACGAUUUGGAUGUGCCCUAAGGAUUCAGAUUGGCAGUGUUACAUCUUAAACAUCUUAAGUUAUUCUGCUCAGUAUUUUCUGUUCAGUUUUUUGCAUUCCUUCUUGCUGCUUCUUGGGUUUGGGAGGUUUUGUUUUGGGGGGGGAUUUUUUUUUUUUGGUCCUGCAGAGCAGUGAAUACACAGUUCUGUAGCUACAGAAGCCCAAACACCCGAGUAAAUAUUUUUGGUCAUUUCUCCCUGCAGUUUUCUCCAUGACCUGUCUUAUUAGCAUUACUCUUCAUAAAUAUUACGCAUAUGUUAUAUUUCUGUAGCCUGUAUCUUUAUUCUCCUUUCUUUCAACUACAACAAAAUUGAACCUGCCCAUAGUGCUGAACCAAAAGUAUCAAAGGAAAUCACGUAAUCCUCUGUUGUCCUUCUCACUCCUUUUAUCUAAUUUAUAGUAACACACGUGGGUGCCGGGCCUUUCCAUGUUCUUGGAGCCAUUUUUUGUUUUCUGGGACAGAUAGGGAUAUGGUUGUAAAAAUAUCCCGAUUGUGUGGACCGAGAGGAAGACUUUCAGCAGAGAUUAUCAUCUGGUGGGGAUUUUUCUCAUAGAAUUUGAGGUUUCCCUGAGUUCACUUCAUGAGAACAUUUUCUGAUUGGCCCUGCUCCUUGAUUUUUUCACCUUUAGGUCCAUUGUUGCAAGCAAUAGCCUUGAUUUUUAUAUGUUUACUUUAAAUCCAAGUGAAGUCUGUUUGUAUAAAAUCCAAUAAAAUUUCCCAAAAAAAAAAGGAAGGGGGGAAUAUGUUGGGCUGUUCCAUUGAAGGUCAUUGAAAAGCAGAAUGUUAAUCAUGCUGAGGUAUUUUUCACAGGUAGAUUGAAUUUAAAAAGAACUCAACUUGCAUUUUUCAUUGUGGGUGCUCAGAGAAGUUUUAAAAAAAUUCAAACUGUGAAGAAGGUUCAUGCUUCAUGAAUUAGAAUUGUACUUUUUUCAUUUCCUGACUCUACCUGUUUUUCCUUCUGGGAUAGAUAAGAAUAUUUUAUAUCAAAUAAUAUAUCUUCAUCAAAGGGUAAAUUUGAUCUGAAAACAUCCAUAUAUCCAAUUCAGUGAAGUAUUUUUUGCACGUUUUCUUGGAUACAGCUAAACUGUUUCCUGAUGAAAGAGUUGUCUGGGUUUUUCCCUUUAUAUGUAUUGUUGUAAAGUGAAUGACAGUAGGCUUCCUGCAUUUCACCUUUUCUCUGUACUGGCUAGAGAAAUGUAAGGGUCUUAAAUUAAUUUUUUUCACUCUUUGGCUGUCCCAGGAUCAGAUCCCAAGCCCCAUAACCUCAUGAACUUAUUCUCCACUCACAGUAAAAUAGGCCUUGGCAAUAAAGGCAUUCAAAGGGUUAAAGUUCUCCUUUGGCGUUAUAAUGCUGAACUGAAAUUUCUAUUCCCAUUCUAGAGGCACUUGUGAAGCCUGUAAAAACAGACAAACAAAAAAACAGGUUAUUGCCUAAAUUUCAUUUUUCACAGAUUGGUCUUAAGAAAAAUAUCAGUUCUUUCUCUAUUGCAGUGUGCUAGUGCACUCUAAUCCUGAAUGCUCAAGUUGACAUCUCUCUAUAAAAAUAGUUUUGAUUUAGAAUAUUUUAAAAAAUGUAGAAAUCAACACAGUAUAUUCCCAAGUAUAUAUCCUUUAAAAAGGACAUAUUUUCUUAGCUUCUGGGAUUUGAAUACCUCUCAAACAUGAAUUAGGUUUGGCCAUUUUGUAAAUUGUCUUAUUUUAUCGAUCCACUUCAGGAAAAACAUUCUGUUAUCUCUAUAGCAGAAAUAUUAGUUUUAUUCCUUUAUUUGAAUGAGAGAUAUGAACGUUGAAUUAUGUAAAUAUCUCAAUGCAUCAGCUAUAAUUUUGUGGAGUUUAUUAAACUACUUUAAAGAUUGUAUAGUCUAUUUAUUGUAUGUAUGUACAUACAGUCUGAUACUUAAAAUUUAAAGUGGAUUCCGUCACACCUGGCUCAGUCUUGUUUAGACUAUUGAAUAUUGUUUUAGCCUUGUGCACUGCACUCUACCUCUGUAUAGAUUUUUUUCCAUAUUCUUUAAUUAGUACAAAUUCUGUGAUUUACUCAGUUAUGUUUCUUGCACUAAGGUUUUUUUUGAAUCUAUGAUAAAUGUAGGUUUGUUUUUUUUUUUAGUUUUCAUUUUGCAGUAUAAAUCACUUGACAUGUAGUUGGAUAGGGGUUUUUUUGUUGUUUCCAGUUCCGUUUUUUUUUUCUACAUGAUGACUUGCUUUUUGUUCUGGUUUGUUCUAAGUUUGCCAAAAAAAAAAAAAGUACAGUUCCUACUGAUAACUCUAGUGACUGUAAUUUGUUUGUAAGGUGAUUCAAUACCAUACAAUUAAAGCUGGAUUACUAUUUAGGAA
This is a messenger RNA of Ornithorhynchus anatinus (platypus), 4281 nucleotides long. RefSeq names its product cyclin Y (gene CCNY). Gene Ontology annotation, biological process: regulation of cyclin-dependent protein serine/threonine kinase activity; regulation of canonical Wnt signaling pathway. Gene Ontology annotation, molecular function: cyclin-dependent protein serine/threonine kinase activator activity; protein kinase binding. The record is from RefSeq and is a predicted model, not a curated record. The transcript has 10 exons. Gene Ontology annotation, cellular component: plasma membrane; cytoplasmic cyclin-dependent protein kinase holoenzyme complex. The coding region runs from base 474 to 1499 and encodes 341 amino acids. NCBI's taxonomy places the organism in Eukaryota, Metazoa, Chordata, Mammalia, Monotremata, Ornithorhynchidae.